CUGCUGCGUUAAUGUGUAUGUUGCAUUUUACAGCUGUAAAUGUUUAUGGUUGAGCUAAUUUUAACAACUUUAUAUACUGUUGGGUAGUUUCAUCCACAGCAUUGCAUCAUAUUGUAUAACAGUGAUUCCCAACCUUUUUUGUCCAACGUACCCCCACAGCCCUAUCAGAUGGGCCUAAGUACCCCUUUAUCAUACCCCUUUGAUAGAUGGGAUGGCUUUGUGGUAUUGUUUAUCUUUAUCUUUAUGGUCAUUUUUAGUAGUUUUGGCCAAGUUCUCAUUUGUACUACCUCCAUUUGGAGUGACAGAAACUGGUUGUUUCAACCAUUUACAGUAUCUUUACUUUUAGCUUUUUGAUGUCUUUUUUCUAACUAGUCUUUCUACAGUCUUAAUCAACUUACAGUUGACUGAAGGUUGGUGGAAAACUGAAGCAUGUCUUGUGCAGACUACCAUAGUUGCUAAGUUAUUGUGACAAUAACUAUGAAGAUCAACAUCACACCAGUUUGUAAUCUUACUUAUGCGUUGUUUUUUCUCCUGAACACAAAUAUGUGGCUAUAUAUCAUCAAAUCAUAAUUUCUAUUUUUUCAAAUUAGCUGAGCUUCACAAUUUUUCCACAUACUCGCUGGUAACUGCAGAAUUACCUGUUGGAGUACCCUUGGUUGGGAAUCACUGUUCUAUAAGAUUAUGAUACGUUUGUAGCGUCGCUGUCCUGUGAGAACCAUAAAUCUCUAAAAAGUCAACUUUUCAUGAGCUCAGAAAAACAGCCCUGUUUUCAGCUUUGUGACAAUUUAUUUUCAAGCUAAUCUAAGGGGGCUUUAAAAAGUUGAUUUAGCUGAAGAAGUAGGAGAAUUUUCUCGACCCAUAACACAACACUUAAUUGUUCAGAAACAUUCAAAUUCAGAAUCACCAAAUUUGAACAUGGUUUCCACAGUCCUUUUGUAAUUGGUUUGAUUGUGUUAGUCAAAAUAGUCAAGUUGAAAUUUUGUUUCAUUGCUUUUUUUGUCCUGCUCCCUCCCACUUGUUUGGCACACUUGAUGUAUAUAUAUAUAUAUAUAUAUAUAUGAUUCUAAAUAAAGUAAUUUUCAUUUGCAACUACUCUUUUGUCUUCUCAUUUCUUUUUAAGCAAGUUGCUUAUAUUAAUGUUUAUAUUGACCUAAAAUAUUUACAGUUAUUUGUUAGCACCAAGAUGUUUGAUGAACAGUUUUGUGUUUCAACUACAAUUUCUUUUCCAGAACUUCCAGUUUUUUAUCUAUAUGAUUUUGAGAGACAUUUGCUCAGUCAAAUAUGUAGGAUGGUCAGGAGGAAAAUGUAUUGUGUUGAUCUAAUCCCAGAUUUGGCAUGGUACAUAUACUUGCACAUUUGAAGCAAAGAGCAUUUCACAGUUUAUCUCCAAACAGGAUUACACAGUGCCAUGCUAUAAUCCAGCAGCAUAAGCUCCCUUUAUUUCAGUUAAAUUUUAUUUAUAUAGUGCCAAUUCACAGCAGAAGUUAUCUCAUUGCAUUUUUCCUGUAGCGCAGGUCUAGACUGUACUUUUUAUAAUAUAAUAUGUAAUAUAUAAUUCCUGAGCCAAUUCAAGAACUCCCAAGUCAUCCAUUUGGCAUGCUUAACGAAAAGCUUUUAACCUUUGUGAGGCACUGUAUUAAAUGAAAUAGGACAGCUGUUCACUUCACACACAUAUGCAUAUCAUGUGCAUCACAGUGCCAUACCGUCAUCAUUAUUACAUUUCAGCUUUGAGUCCCUGGUUGGCUUUUUAAAGUUGUAUACCAGGAUUGAGACAAUGGUGACAUAACCACUUUUCAAUUAACAACCAUCCUUUUUUCCCAGUUGUCUCUGCUGUGAAUACACAGCACAGUUUUUAAUGAAUGUGAACAGUGAGGACUCCCAGGUGACCUGCUGCUGCUGUGGAGUGAUAAUGAAAAGGGCGGAUACUUGUCCAAGCUGCAGGUUCACCCAUUAAUAUUAUUCAUACAGUGGAGAAUCACUUGCCGACAAGCGAAGCAGGCUCACUGUAUGUUCGGUAAGCGUAGAGAGAAUGAAGAUACAGAACUAAACAUGUUGACUCUUUGAACCUGGAGAUGAGAGGCGAUCCUGCACCUGCAUGGAUCUCUGGGAACAACACCAUUUGGAAGGAAUACACUGACAUCGCCUUUGUAGUGGCAAACAGCUUGAUUCUGUUGAUCACUUCUGUUGUGGGGAUUGCAGCAAACGUUUUUGUCAUACUGGCAGUUUAUCACCAAAAAUCACUGCAAACUUCGAAUAAUGCACUGGUGGUGAAUCUUGCAGUUAUAGACAUUCUGAGAUGUGUAAUUGACUGCCCCAUUCUUUUAACCAUUGUCGUGACUGUGUAUCAAAGAGGGCAUGUAGACCAGGUGAUCUGUGAUACACAAGUGGCCUCUUUCUCUUUCAGCUGCUGCAUCCAACUGUUGACACUGGCCUGUAUAAGUGCAGAGAGACACCAGGCCAUUGCACAACCCUUCAAAACUAGUCAAAGGAGAAGACGGAUUAUGGUACUGAUUCCUGUCACAUGGACCUUGGCUAUUCUGGUGGCUGGCUUUUGUCUGAUAUUUCUGAGGGACUCACCCGUGCAUGUGAGAUGCAAAGGAUUACCGAGAGAGACAUCAUCCUCCUAUGACACCUUUGGACUUUACAUGUUGUUCCCACUUUGGGCGGCUUGCUUUGCUGUUAUCAUUGGAUUCUACGCUCGCAUAUUUACCCUUGUGAGAUCACACAAUCGCAAAAUAUUUGACAAAGGUACUUGUCUUUCAAAAAAUGACAAAAUUGAAGAUAAGCAGAAGAAAGGAGAAACCACAGCUGUGGAAAAUGGACACAGUUCCUUUGCUCAGGUGGAACUAUUGACACAAGCUGUACCAAAUCCAUCCAAAAAAGAUUCUACGGCUUCUCUACUGACCUCAACAAAAGCUCAACAAUGUGUCUCUAUCAAUUCAGAGACCAAAAAAGACUUUAAAAAUACAAUGGAGAUAACUGACUUGGAAAGAGAACAACCCCACCCUCCUGCAAUGCAGGUUGCAGUGCAGACUGAGGAAAAACCUUUUAAAACAGAGCAGUCCAACCCGUGUGCCACGAAUGUUGAAGCAAAAGCAUUCAAUGGAAAUGCUGUUGCUGGUGUUAAGAGCUCAACCUCAAAGGUGUCAAACAAUUCUGACACAGAAAAUCAGUCCAAAGACAAAGCACCCUGUGAAAUGAAAGAAACCAGUACCCAUGUUCCAUCGUCUGCACAGUUAGAAAAUCCUGAAUCCACAUCUGUUUUACAGAUUGAGCUAAAACAAGCUAAGAACAGCAAUGGAGGAGAAACACUGGCUGUUGCUACAGUAGAUGAAGUGUCUUCAUUUCCUCCGGUCUCAAAUUCUGUCCCUGAAACAGUAGCUACAAAACAGGAUGCAGAGGUGCAAGGUGCUGUUUGCAUAAUGCCUUCAAAAGCAAGUAAAGAGAGAGCGAAAAAAAAGAAGGAAAGUAAAAUGGCCAAGCGUGCUGGCUACAUAAUUAUAACUUUCCUCUUAUUCUGGCUACCAUUGAUCACAACUAUCCUGGUGAAUUUAGUUCACAAAAACAAGAAUACACAGAUAACAAUCAUUCGGGAUGUAGAGAUUCUGUCAGUCUCUGUUGCCUGCAUCACAUCGCUGAGUGACCCAAUAAUAUAUGCUGCAGUGAACCCUCAGUUUCGGACAGAGUUUUAUAAGCUUAAAAACAUUGUUAAAUCCGUAUUCAAUAAGAAAUGAUCAUAUUUCCACUAUGGCUACCUUUGAGUCGCACUAGAUCAAAUGACCAUACCCAAUAUUCACUAUGUAACUGAAUAUUAAAAUGGUUAACAUUUGUCUCGUCAUUGUUCAAAUAUUAAUUAAAUUAAAGCCCGGA
Molecule: messenger RNA, 3870 nt
Organism: Siniperca chuatsi (mandarin fish)
Lineage: Eukaryota; Metazoa; Chordata; Actinopteri; Centrarchiformes; Sinipercidae
Product: dopamine D2-like receptor
Exons: 2
Coding region: 2073-3734 (553 amino acids)
Biological process (GO): G protein-coupled receptor signaling pathway
Cellular component (GO): membrane
Molecular function (GO): G protein-coupled receptor activity
Source: RefSeq, a predicted model, not a curated record